AUGCAACUCCACGUACAUUACGGCGACCUUAACGCUGAAAUAAACAACACGUUAAGGAAGUUUUGGGAGGUGGAAGCGCCUCCACCGGUAACGUUCCUCUCCGAAGAGGACAAAAAAUGUGAAGAACAUUUUCGGCAGACUCAUUCGCGUAAACCCGACGGCAAAUACGUAGUGCGAUUGCCGUUUAAAUCAGAGCCUCCCAUCGAUAUCGGGGCUUCGAAAGGAAUCGCGGUCGCCUCCUUUUAUAGAUUGGAGAAACGGCUCGCCAAAGACGCGGAACAAGCUACGGCUUAUCACUCCUUUCUGGAGGAAUACCUGCAGCUCGGUCAUAUGCGGGAAUUUCUUGAAACAGACCCUCCUUCUGAGCAAAAGGUCUAUUUGUCGCAUCAUCCGGUCAUCCGUCAAGACAGCAGUACGACAAAAUUGAGAGUGGUUUUUAACGCGUCGAUGCCUACGUCAAACGGGUCUACGCUAAACGAUCAUUUACUAGUUGGUCCGAAAUUGCAAGCUGACCUCGCGGUCACGAUUUUACGAUGGCGCAUGUAUCAGUUCGUGUUCGCAGCAGAUAUCGCGAAAAUGUUCCGGCAAAUCUGGAUCGAUCAUCGCGACACCGCCUACCAGCUGAUAGUUUGGCGCGUUAAACCCGAAGAUCAGCUGAAAACAUAUGAACUGCUUACCGUGACAUACGGGACGGCCCCAGCGCCCUUCCUCGCGAAUCGGGUCAUCAAACAACUCGCGCUGGAUGAGGGGACUAAUUUCCCUCUCGCGGCUCCUAUCCUGAAUGAGCACCUCUACGUUGACGACGCGCUUUUCGGGGCCGAUGAUCGAGUGUUGGCUCGUCAAACACGGCAGCAGGUAACGGAUGCCCUCAGACACGGAGGUUUCCACCUAAGAAAGUGGUCAAGCAAUUGUCCACAGUUAUGA
Molecule: messenger RNA, 924 nt
Organism: Osmia bicornis bicornis
Lineage: Eukaryota; Metazoa; Arthropoda; Insecta; Hymenoptera; Megachilidae
Exons: 1
Coding region: 1-924 (307 amino acids)
Source: RefSeq, a predicted model, not a curated record